This is a messenger RNA of Rattus norvegicus (Norway rat), 13205 nucleotides long. It is a transcript of the gene Frmd4b, whose product is annotated as FERM domain containing 4B. The record is from RefSeq and is a predicted model, not a curated record. Gene Ontology annotation, biological process: establishment of epithelial cell polarity. Gene Ontology annotation, cellular component: ruffle; adherens junction; cytoskeleton. Lineage: Eukaryota; Metazoa; Chordata; Mammalia; Rodentia; Muridae.
UCAUGCUCUCCUUUUUCCAGCGUCUAGGGCGCACAUUUAGGGUGAGUCUUCCCACACCGGCUAAUGUACUCAGACAAUUCCUCACAAGUGUAUUCAAGGCUUGUCUCCAAGGAGUCAAAUUCACAAUCAAUAUAAACUAUCACAGACACGUUCCAUUUGGUUUCGUUAUUGUUACUGCUGAAAACCUUUUUGAUAUAAUGUCCACUCGAGAUUGGGACUUGGAAAAGAGUCCUGCAACAACAGUAAGAAUAAAAGAGGCUCAAAAUAGGAACCCCCUGAGGAAAGAAAUCAAAACCAGGGGAUGUGUCGAUAAAAGGAAAAUGUUCAAGCUCAAAGGAAGAUGGGUUGAAAUAAGAGGAAAGCUGACAACAUCAAGGUUCUAUACAUGAAAGAGUCCAGGCCACUUCACAUGUAAUGCACUUCUUGGUUAAAUGUUAGAGGGAGGAGAGGAUUCCAGGGACAGUUUUGACAGGCAGAAGAGCAUGUCCACAAGGAACUGCACAUGGAGACUCAGAUCCUACAGCCCAUUUCCCAGCUGUGUGACUUUAUGUAAAUUGAAAACAUCAGUAUGGUGAGGCACACCUUUAAUCCCAGUACUCAGGAGGCAGAGGCAAGCACAUUCCUGACUCUGAGGUCAGCUUAGUAUACAGAGCGAUUCACAGGACAGCCAGGGCUACAUGGAAAAACCCUAUCUCAAAACACAGAAGCAAGCAAACAAAAAAAAUCUCUGUGCCUCAAUUUCUCAUUUUUAAUAAUAGUUCUAACCUCAAACAAAUUACAAAAUUUAUAUUAGAUAAUCCUUCAAGGUGAAGAUGAGGACAGGGUUUGGUGUGUAUGAAAGUGUAUGUAAGUAUUUGUUCUUCCUAAUCUUCAGUUAUCGUUUCAACUUAUGUUCUUGAAACUAGUCACCCCGUGGUGUAGUCUCUGCUAUCACCCUGUCUUACAUGACUAUUUUAUGAGAAACUAGGUUGGUGAGAUGGCUAUGUUGGUAACAGUGUUUGCUGUACAGCCUGGCCAUAAGGGUCCAAUGCCCAGAGGGCACAUAAAAUGAGAGAUUGAGAGAUUUGACUCCUGAAGGCUGUUCUCUGAACUCUACACACACACACACACACACACACACACACACUCGGGGGAGGGGGACGGGCAGGCAUGUAAUCACAAUACUGAGGGGAAAGUUAAAACAGGAGGAUCACAAGUUUGACAGCAGCCUGGGCUACAAAGUUAGUUCCAAGCUAUCCUGAGCUACAGAGUAAGGCCAUUCCCUCCCUUAAAACUGUCAAAAAAGAAAGAGAAGGAGGAAGGGAAGGGAGAGGAAAGAGGAGGAGACCUAUAACACCAAGUUCUGGUGAUAAUAAGGGACAACUAGAUUGUCCUUAUUACCUGGCAGGAGAGUAAACUGAUAGAUAAGACAGUUGGCAGAGGGGACUAUUUGUCAUUUUCAUAAAAAAUUAAAGACACAGUUGUCCUAUAAUCUGUUUGCUUAGCUCUUGCAUAUCGAAGAAAAGUAAACAUGCAUAUGUAUGUCUGAGUGCAUGCACAUGCACGCACGCAUGUAUACACACACACACACACACACACACACACACACACACACACUUUGCUCAGGGUGUGAAGCCAUGCUUAAAAGAACCCAUCUCUAAAUCAGAUUAAUCAAAUUCUAGAAUAGACGGAAACAAUCUCUGUUGGCGUAAAUCUGAAGCACGUCUGUAAAAUUGUCAGAGAUAACUUUCUAGAUGUGUUCUCUAUCUUGGUAGCUGUUUAUACCAUGGAUUUAAUGAAUAGGGUAUAUGUGUAUGUCUUGGCUAUAAAUUCUAAUUCUAUUGGUGUGUGUGUGUGUGUGUGUGUGUGUGUGUGUGUGUGUGUGUGAUAUACAAGCACAUUUAUGUACAGAUACAGAGAGGAGGAGGAUGGGUGUUCUACUCUACCAGUUGCUGCCUUAUCGUUUUGAAACAGAGUCUCUUGCCAAACAGAGCCAGGCUGGUGAGGAGAAAGCUCCAGUGAUCUUUCUGUCCCCAGCUGCAUAACACUGAAAGAGGUGGUGCAUGUCUGGGUCAGAAGGAAGGGGAGCAGUUGUAUAACUAGGUAUCUUAAGAACAGGUAAGGAAGGGUAAAACACAAAGCUUGUCCUUCCUUAGUGGGUAACACUCCUGGGUGACCAGUCAUUCGGAAACAUUGAACAGAGCAUCACCCAUUUGCAGAUGAAGGCAGAGUUGUCCACACUGAAGUACCCUAGUGAAUAGAGCUAGCAGAAUUAGAAAGUUGUCACGUUGACGUCCUUGAUUAAAUAAAUUACCAUGGUCAUGACUAUUGGUUUUUCUACCAUAAGAGAACAACUAUCCUUCCAAAUGCAAGAACACACAGGCUACAGGAUCUAAAGGAGUCUUGAUCAAAUGAUCUAGCCAAAAGCAGAGGCCUUCAGGAACCACAGUAGAUAGAAGUGUUUUAAAUGAUACCUUAAAAACAUAGUCAGCAAGCCUGGGUGGUCUGAGAAUUGAUGGGCUAAACAGCUCCACAUCUUCAGUAAAUAGAUAACCAUAUGGUGUACUAUAGAUUACCCAAAAUCUGAGAGAAAUGUGAACCAGUGUCAAAUUAUGGCAUCUGGUUUGGGAUCUUAUUUCCAACAAAGUGGGGGCAAGGGGAAUGAGGUUAGCCAUGGUAGUAUACAGCCUUAAUCCCAGCACAUUCUGUAGGCAAAGGAAGACAGAUCUUUGUGUGGUCAAAGUCAACAUUUCUACAUAGAUAGUUCCAGAAUAGCCAGGGCUCACACAGAGAGAUCGAGAGACCCUGACUCAGGGAGAGAAGAAGGAGACAGAGAUGGAAAGUGAGAGUGAGAAGGGAAGAUUUGGAUGCAGAUGCAGUCAUACAUGUUAAUAAUCCCAGCACUCUGGAGGCUGGAGCAGGGGAGUCAUGAAUUUGAGGCCAAGUUGUACUACAUAGUGAGACCUAUAAAAUAAGCAAAUAAGAAAAGAUAUCAUUCAAUUAGAAAUCUAAACUCUUAACAGAUAUCUUAAAGAUAUUGAGGAUUUUUUUCUUUUAGUUAUCUGGGUUUAAUGUUAAAAAAGAAUGUUAUGAUCUUUUAUACUGAAAUCUUUACAGACAAAAUUACCUGAAGUUGAAGAUUUGACUUAAGAUGGCCCAGAGGACAGAAAGGAGGGGAUAAUCGAGUGACUCUCAACCUUCCUAACGCUGUGACCCUUCAACACAGUUCCACAUGUUGUGGUGACCCCCUGACUAUAAGAUUUUUCCAUUGCUACUUCGUAACUUCAAUUUUACUACUAUUACGAAUCGUAGUGUAAAUAUCUGAUAGGCAGGAUAUGACCCUGUUGGGGUCAAGAGCCACAGACUGAGAGCUACUGAUUUCCGUGUCUCAAGAGUGGCCAGAUUAAAAGGUGCGUGCAGAGACUGGGUGGACACAGUGUGUGAUGCCAGUCAGCCACUGUGUGUGUCCUGAAGUCUUCCUUCAUCUAAAAAAAAGUUCAUUUUAGGCGGGAGUAACUCUAACUUAAGGCUAGCCGGCUACAUAGAAAGACCCCUGUUUUAGAAGUGGAGGGGGAGGAGGAGGAGGGAGAGGAGGAGGAGAUAGUUUUGUGUUUUUUUUUUCAAAGCUCUGUAAAGGGGCAGAGAAAGGGGAAAACGAAACAGAGCAAAAAAAUCAGAUUCUGCAGAAAGCCAGGAAGGAAGUGAGACGGGAAGCUGCAUGGAAAGUCGUGCCACUUUCUUUGCACAUUGUCUGUGCAGCCUUUCUGAAAGUCCUUACUGGACGCUGGACUCUGGGUGCAGAGCCUGUUUUCUUACCCCCAACUGGGAGGCUCCUAGCACUGAGUGCUCCGGGUCUUGGGUCCUGUGUGUGAAGUGGACUUCAAACAUGGUGUUCAAAGGCGCUUUUGUCUUUACUUUUCCAAACAUGAGGAAGUUAUUAGAUUUUACAGAGUUUGUGUCCAGUGUCUGAAAGGCCGCACGUGCCUUUGACCUCUGGCUAUGAGAGCCAUGAGAACCCCGGGCAUGCCUGCCUCUCUCCCCCAGGCUUCUCACCUCGACUUUUCCAUUUGUGGUUAAGAAAGCAGGAACCCGCCCAGUGCAAGAAAGUUCCCUCUUUUCUGCCGGGAGGAGAACAUGAGUAACAGAUUUUUUCCAUCGGAGCAGUUUUUCCUGGACACAGCGUACCGUCCAACGGCUGCAGCAUGUGAUCUCAGGGAGACCUUAAAUAAACUUUCGGUGCUCUUAUCAGCCCCAAUUUUAGGAACUUGUGAAUUCACUUUCUGUAGUUGGUGAUUUUCCUUUUUAGACAGAAGUUCUUUUUCAUUCAGUAGCUGCUGAGAGCUUCCCAGGUGCCUUAACCGCGUCGUCCUGAGUAUAACAGAGAUGCCUUGUACACAGCCCAAGUCCCUGCAGCGGCCCUCGCCUGCCUUGCCUGUCUUCCUGCCUUGCUCAGCGGUUUCCCUGGGCAGGGUCCUCGGCCCUCUUCAUCAUGACUUGUGGUCAUAUCCCCUGCCUCUCCUGCUCAUUCACUGGCCUCUGCCCCCCAGCACAAUGCCAGGCAGAAAGGCCCUAUGCAAAAUAAAAAUGCACAAGUCUUACUCAACAGGAGCCAGGCAUGGCAGGACCUGUAAUUCCCACACUUGGGAGGCAGAGGGAGGGUUGUGCAUUCAAGGCAAGACUUCUGAGACUCUGUCUCAAAAAUACAAGAGCUGGAGAUGUACUUAACAAGAAGAGCAGUUGCCCAGCAUCCACACAGCCCUGACUUUGACCCCGAUCAACAAAAAAUAAUAGCAGUAGUAUUAAGAACUGUAAUAGCGGGGCUGGGGAUUUAGCUCAGUGGUAGAGCGCUUACCUAGGAACCGCAAGGCCCGGAGUUCGGUCCCCAGCUCCGAAAAAAAAAAAAAAAAAAAAAAAGAACCAAAAAAAAAAAAAGAACUGUAAUAGCUGGGUGGUGGUGUUGCGCACCGUUGAUCCCAGCACUUAGGAGGCAGAGGCAGUCAGAUCUCUGAGUUUAAGGAUAGCCUGGCCUCCAGAGUGAGGUCCAGGAUAGCCAGAGCUGCACAGAGAAAUCCUGUCUCAAAGGGAGAACAAAAGAACUGUAGUAAAGAAAUAAAGCCUUACAUAGAGCAUGGGAUCCUGUGGGCCCACAAUGCAAAUCUGAGCACCCAUGAUACCAGCGAUGGUGCCUGGCACCCUGUGAACAGCCAAAGUAACUGUCCUUGUAAUGAAUGAAAUGAGCCCUCCAAGUGGUUUCAGGUUGGUAACAAUGAAGAACAGAAGACAGUAUAUACGGAAGAGAUGCUGGUCCUAGACAGUCGGGUAUCAGACCCAUUUCCCUCCUCCAGAGCCACAAAGUCCAAUCAGUUGAGGCUUGGAGCAUGAUGUUUUCCAAGUUGAUUUCCCUAUAGUCCCGUGUGUGUGUGUGUGUGUGUGUGUGUGUGUGUGUGUGUGUGUGUGUGUGCGCGCGUGCGUGUGCUUGGUCCUUUAAAACAAAGAGAGACCUGAGGAGUAGAGAGGUGGCUCGGCAGUUCAGAGUACUUGCUGCUCUUGCAGAGGACUCAGGAUGGGCUUCUAGCACCCACAUGGCAACUCACAUCUGCCUCUAACUUCAGUUCCAGGAAACCUGGCACCCCCUUCUGGCCUUUGAAGGUGCUUCACCCAUAUGGUGCUCAUACAUAAUGGAAGAACACUUCACACAUAUAAAAUCAAAAAUAACUAAAUUUUCAAAAUAAACUGGAGCUAUCUAUAUAUAUUUUCCCCCUAAACUCUUUGUGCUUUCCUUCAUCUUGCUUCCGGGGACAGUGAAAGCCCCCAGGGCACGUGCCUGAGUCCACAGCCUGUGAACUAAGUUCACAGUAUGUGAGCCUGCAUCCCCACCACGAUGCAAGUUCCAUAGUCUUGCCUCACAGAUGCCCAUCUUUGUUUAGAACCAUUCAAAAAUGUCAGUUUGCUUGCUCAGGGAUUCUGCUGUGGGUUACCGACCCCUCAGUCUUUGAGUGUUGGAAGCUUACUUCCUAAACCUCUGUGCUAAUGGUAUUUGGAGGAGGGGAUUGAGGGGUAGUUAGGACUACAUGAAGUCAUAAGGGUGGAGUACCCAUUAUGCUAUUAACUGGCUUUGAACAAAAAGGAAGAGAAACCCAAGUGAGUAAGCUUACUCUGUCUCUGUGCAUAUGAUGCUCACACCAUGAUGUAGCGAGACUUUUUAUAGAUGCCAUGACAUGCCCUAGGACUUAUCAGACUCCAGAACCAUGAGAUGAACCUUUACUUCUUUUUAUAAAUUUGCCUAUCUGUAAUAUAGCAACAGAAAAUGAACUAAGAUGGGGUUCUUAAACAGGACAGGCUAAGUCUGCCCCAGAACUGGGUGCCUCUCAGGAAGAACAAUCAAGUCAGAUAGAGUGGGCUUCACUCACCCCUGGUCUCUGAAUGCCACUUGUCUAGGAGUGUUUCCCAAGUGGCCACCCCAUGCCUGUGUGAUAGCCUAACGCUACAGGGAUGAACCACUCUGAGCAUGCUCUGUUCCUACACUUCUCCUAUCAUCACGCCUAGAGUCCAUCCUACCUUGCAUUGAUAACACCCAGGAUCCAGAGCCUCAUGGAGCAAUUGGUUAAGGAUGUCCAAGUCACACUGUCUUUCCUCUCACAAGUGACAUGCUACAGAGAAUCUUUCCAUCCACAAGUUGAAGUGGAAACUAUAUACUCAGUAACAGAAAGAGUUUGGAUACAAACACAUCCAUUAAUCUAGCCAUCCAGACCUUGUCAGCGAAGCCUGCCUACCUCCAGCCCAGCUGCCUGCUAGGGUGUGGCCUGGUGGCUCUAGGCUGCCAUCCCAGUCCCUUUGUCACUCUAAACAAUUAUAGAGUACUCCUGGAACACUAAAGUCGGAGAUGAGAUAGUAAUCUAAUACUUAUAAGCCUUCAGAGUCUAAUUAAUAAUCUGAGGACUGGUAACAGCUACUGUGCUUUUUGCAAACAUGGUGCUGGAGAGUAAACCCAGGCCUUUGUGUGUGGCAAACUCUCCCACAUCCCAAGAUUUUACCUUUAUCCCCCUUCUACAUGUGUACAUUGGCACUGAGGUUUUUUAAGUCCCUCUCUGCGUUAUCUUCACAGCCCUCAUAAUCAUGCCAUCUUCACUUGGGCACAGACUGUUUGAGACUCACAAUGUCCCCAGGGCCAUCAUUACAGAGCAUUCUGUAUACAUUCUCACUUAUUCUAAGCAUGUGUAUGUGGGUUCCUCAGCAACACCACUGACUGCACGGCUCCUUAGAGUGCUUAAGCAACUUGUUCUAGCUCCCAGCUCUUCCAGUUGUCAGAAAGCAUGCGCACCAAUAAUCACUAAGUUUAGAGUAAAUUCUUUGUCACGUUUUCUGCUUGUGUGACCUCUGUCUGCAUUCAAACUUGUUGUUGGUUACGUUGGCUUCUGGAGGGGGCUGGAAAGAUGGUUCAGCGGUUAAGGACACUGGCUGCUCUUCCAGAGGACCAUGGUUCAAAUUCCAGCACCCACAUGGCAGCUCACAACUGUCUGUAACUCCAAGAUUCUGACACUCUCACAAAGACGCACAUGCAGACGAAACACCAACGCACAUAAAAUAAAAUUGGCUUCUGGCUGGGUCUUCCCCGGUCUCUUGUAAGAGUAAGUAAAUAUUUGAAAAGACAAGAUAUUAAAGCCAUUUCUGAUACUUGACAGGUAUGGAGGCAGCCAUAUUCAGUAUUGAGGUACCUGACACUUUGUGGCCAUCGGAUUCCCAGGGCCCAACCUGUGCUAUCUCCUUUACCUCCCCCAACACCCUUGAGACAUGGGGAUUUUUGUCUCUGUUCUACAAAAGAGCAAAUAGCUUUCUCAAAGACAAACCACUAACAAACAUCAAGGUGCCUUUAACUCCAGAACUUGGGUUUUCACCCAUAUUACCAGAAGGCUCUUAGUCCUCAAAUGGAAGACCCAUGGUACCAUGUUAGGAGCUCUUUCUCAACUGCCCCAAGAAAAACAAGUCGAUUAAUUACAUUUCUUCCUGUUUUUCUCAUUUUACGAUGAAGUAUAGCAUAAUUUGAAUAUUCCCUAGCCCAUGAAUAAUUCCACUGGUAAAUUAUUCUGCGAGAUGCAAAUGAUGUAACAAGCCCUCUCUGAGUCCAUGGUUAGCCUGCCAAGACACUCUGUGCCUGGUGUGCCUGAUGUUGAAUGACACUGAUGUUUUCAUUGUGGAGCUCCACAUUUACUCCUGAGUGGAAAAGCCAUUGGCAUGUGAUGUCUCUGAGAAGGAGAGUUCAUUAAAUACUCUAUUCCAUACAUUAAAUCCCCAGGCUAGCCCAGAAUAUGCAUAGGACGGGAAGCCAGAUUGGAGUUUGAAUGGUACCCAGUAUAGCCCAUCUCUGGGCAAUUCUUAACUCCUGUCAGACAUUGUUUAUGGAGUUGAGAAUUCAGGACACAAUAUGUCAUCGUGUGUUUAAAGUGUAUAAUGAGGAGAGGCUUCAGGAGGCCAAAAGAAACAGCAGGCUUUUUAGCUGGAUUUUCCUCUGUUGCUUUCCUGACUCAUGUUGAAAGGCUUUUGUUUCUAAUCAAAGCAACAAACAGUAAGGUCACUUCCUUGCGAUUAUAUGGCAGCGGAAGGUGUCCGGGGGCUUUGGGUCCUCACUUCCACCGGCUUGUAGUUGGAGGACAGAGGCACACACACACACACCCCACAGCGCUGAAUACAUGUGUCCUGCAUCCCGCAUCUCCUCGCCAGUCCCUUUAAAUGAGCCUCGAUCAUGGAUUGGAGAUGACAGAAGGCAGGCACUGCCAGGUUCACCUGCUGGAUGACAGAAGACUGGAGCUUCUGGUUCAGCCCAAGCUUUUAUCCAGAGAGCUGCUAGACCUCGUGGCGUCCCACUUCAACCUGAAGGAGAAGGAGUACUUUGGAAUAACGUUUAUAGACGACACGGGUCAAGAGAACUGGCUGCAGCUAGACCACAGAGUUCUGGAGCAUGAUCUGCCGAAGAAGCCAGGCCCAGCCGUCCUGCACUUUGCCGUCAGGUUCUACAUCGAGAGCAUAUCCUUUCUAAAGGAUAAGAACACAGUGGAGCUGUUUUUUCUGAACGCAAAGGCCUGUGUACACAAGGGGCAAAUUGAAGUAGACAGCGAGACCAUCUUCAAGUUGGCAGCCCUGGUUUUGCAGGAAAGCAAGGGAGAUUAUACCAGCGAUGAGAAUGCCAGGAAAGACUUGAAGACACUGCCAGUCUUCCCAACCAAAACUCUUCAGGAACAUCCGUCGCUUGCGUACUGUGAGGACAGAGUGAUUGAGCAUUAUUUGAAAAUCAAAGGUCUCACUCGGGGUCAAGCUGUGGUCCAGUAUAUGAAAAUAGUAGAAGCCCUACCAACCUAUGGAGUCCAUUACUAUGCAGUGAAGGAUAAGCAAGGACUUCCAUGGUGGCUUGGGAUCAGCUACAAAGGAAUCGGCCAGUAUGAUUUACAAGACAAGGUGAAGCCUCGGAAAUUAUUUCAGUGGAAGCAGCUGGAAAAUUUGUAUUUCCGUGAGAAGAAAUUUGCUGUGGAGGUGCACGACCCCCGAAGGAUUUCAGUGUCCAGAAGAACCUUUGGACAGAGUGGCCUGUUUGUACAAACCUGGUAUGCAAACUCUUCCCUCAUCAAGUCCAUCUGGGUAAUGGCCAUUAGCCAGCAUCAGUUCUACCUGGACCGGAAGCAGAGCAAAGCAAAAAUUCCUUCAGCCAGAAGCUUAGAUGACAUCGCGAUGGAUUUAACCGAGACCGGAACACAGAGGGUCUCCAAACUGGUGACUCUGGAAGCCAAGAGUCAGUUCAUCAUGGCCAGCAAUGGCAGCCUGAUAUCCUCAGGUUCUCAGGACUCGGAAGGCAUGGAGGAGCAAAAGCGGGAGAAGAUUCUCGAACUCAAGAAGAAGGAAAAACUGCUGCAGGAAAAGCUCUUGAAGAAAGUCGAGGAGCUGAAGAAGAUUUGCCUGCGUGAGGCCGAGCUCACAGGCAGAAUGCCAAAGGAGUAUCCACUGAACAUAGGCGAGAAGCCCCCUCAGGUCAGGAGGCGAGUGGGGACCACGUUCAAGUUGGAUGACAACUUACUGCCUACUGAGGAGGAUCCAGCUUUACAAGAACUGGAGAGCAAUUUCCUGAUACAGCAAAAGCUGGUCGAAGCUGCAAAGAAGCUUGCCAGUGAGCCAGACCUUUGUAAAACCGUGAAGAAAAAGCGAAAGCAAGAUUACACAGAUGCUGUGAAAAGACUGCAGGAGAUUGAAAAUUCCAUAAACGAAUACCGAAUCCGAUGUGGCAAGAAGCCCAGUCAGAAAGCUGCCGUUGUCCCUCCAGAAGACAUCAUUCCAUCCGAAAGUAGCUCUUUGUCCGACACCACCACCUAUGAUGAUCCCAAUGACUCCUUCACUCUUGCUGGGCAGCGACCAAGUUCAGUACCUCAUUCUCCAAGAAUUCUACCCCCCAAGUCUCUUGGUAUUGAGAGAAUCCACUUCAGAAAAUCCUCCAUCAAUGAACAGUUCGUGGACACCAGGCAGUCCAGAGAAAUGCUGUCCACCCACAGCAGCCCUUACAAGACACUAGAGAGGCGGCCCCAGGGAGGACGGAGCAUGCCCACCACGCCAGUCCUGACUCGGAAUGCCUACAGCAGCAGCCACCUGGAACCUGAUUCCUCGUCUCAACACUGCCGCCAACGGAGCGGAAGCCUGGAGUCCCAGUCCCACCUGCUCUCUGAGAUGGACAGCGAUAAGCCAUUUUUCACCCUUUCCAAAUCCCAAAGAAGCAGCAGCACAGAGAUCCUUGACGACGGGUCUUCGUACACCAGCCAGUCAAGCUCAGAGUAUUACUGUGUGACGCCUGCUGCCGGCCCUUACUACACCACCCAGACCUUAGACACCCGUGCCAGGGGGAGAAGAAGGUCUAAGAAACACAGUGUUUCUACUUCCAAUUCGGGAAGCAUGCCCAACCUAGCACAAAAGGAUACCUUGAGGAACGGCGUCUACUCAAAAGGUCAGGACCCACCUCCUUCCGGUUACUAUAUCGCCGGAUAUCCACCGUAUGCGGAGUGCGACCUGUAUUACAGUGGUGGCUACGUCUACGAGAAUGACACUGAGGGACAGUACAGUGUCAAUCCUUCUUACCAAUCCUCAGCUCACUAUGGAUACGACCGCCAGAGGGACUAUAGCAGGUCUUUCCACGAAGACGAGGUGGACCGAGUGCCCCAUAACCCUUAUGCAACUCUCCGGCUGCCAAGGAAGGCUGCUGUGAAAUCUGAGCACAUCACCAAAAACAUCCACAAGGCCAUAGUUGCCGAGCACCUUCGUGGCUGGUAUCAGAGGGCUUCUGGACAAAAGGAUCAGGGGCAUAGCCCACAGACUAGCUUUGACUCAGACAGGGGAUCACAGAGGUGCCUUGGAUUUGCAGGGCUCCAGGUUCCCUGUUCUCCAAGCAGUCGAGCAUCUUCCUACUCUUCAGUGUCUUCUACAAAUGCUUCUGGGAACUGGAGGACCCAGUUAACCACUGGGCUCUCUGAAUACGAAAAUCCAGUGCAUUCUCCCUACACCAGCUACUAUGGCAACAUCUACAAUCCCUUGCCCUCUCCAAACAGACAGUACGCAGAGAGCACUCCGCUGGACGGUACAGACGGAAACCAGCUGGAAGACAGCCUGGAGAGUAGUGAACAGAGGCUCUUUUGGCAUGAAGACUCCAAGCCCGGAACAUUAGUCUGAAUGCAGCUGGACCUCCUGACCAAGCACUGCGCGUUCUCACACUAGUGUGCCUUGCAAAGUCUGUUCAUCUUCUACAAGAAGGCUUUAGAAACUAAAGGCAUGAAAGGUCGAAGACAAGACUUAAAUGUGGUUUGAAAGAGAAUCACACACUAAGCCCCACAAAGCCCUGGAUGAGGACUUGCCUUCCACAUUGUAGGCACUGACUCAUCACUAAGUCGGAUCCCGUUGUGGGACUCUUGUCAAGAGGGCCUGCACAAAGCCUUGACCCACAGCGAGCUCUUAUGAAGGGGAUAACAUUUGCCAAAGGCAAGCCCCGAAGCUGGGAAGAUGGUCACGGAGUUUGUCCCAUUGGAGAGGAGGAUGGGAGAUUUCAGACCACAGUUCAGAAUUCGGAGAGAGGGAACCCAGAAGCUCCUGAAUCAUGACUCACCUUCACAAGGUUUGAACUCACGAGCUGACAGAAAACACCCUGUUACCACAAACCGAUGAGGACAAUUUAGACAGUAUUGGAAACUUACUUGAAGAGAAGUUAGAUUUUCAUGAAGUUCUGAAUGAGUGUAAAUGUUUUAGGCUAUUGCAAAAAUGACGUUUUUCAUAAGCACCCUAGUAUGGAUUCUAGCCUUCUGAUUGCUGUAGCAUCCCGUACUAUAACUUAAAGGUAGCCAACUAGAGGAAAUGAAGUAACUGGCCAGUUCUGCUUGGAGAACGUUCUAAAGGUACAUGCCACCAGUCCCUGCUGUGCUUCCCAACACCGCUCAGACUGGUGACCUUUGCCUGUCAUCUGAAUGGUGGGCUCGAGGUGGCAAGCUUAUCUGAAAAAGUGUUUGGAGAUGCUAACAGAAAGGACCCCAAAAGGACAAAGCCAACCCACAUCACCGUAGAUGAAUCGUGUGCCUUACAGUGGUGAGCCGUAGAAAAUGAAGCCUACGAUCUGAACUCCAGAAGUAAAUCCGAGUCACAGAGUGACGAGCCGAGAUUGGCAGGAAAGAAUUUACUCCAAGCUGCAGGAGAUUGAAUUAUGAGGAUUAAACUACCUCAUACCCCCCGGAGGAAGUCGUUUGUGUAGGUUAGCUGUUCACAGGACCUUGCCUGCCUCUAGAGCAGCCUUGUUCUUUGUGUCUUUUUUUUUUUUUUUUUUUUUUUUUUUGGCUUCAGAGUCCCACAAAAGGUGCUCCCUUCCCCUCCCUUUUAUACAAGUUUCUUGUUCAUAUUGUGAAUAGAGACAUUUCUCAACAAGUUUUCUGGAACAUUUUUCUACUUGUAUUCCAAAGCAUGUAAUAUAUACAUAAAAAAUGAUUUGAUAACUGCUACUCUGUCAUUUGUAUCAUUAGAAAUGAAGUUUGGGGAAAAUUUUUUUGGAAAAAAAGAAGACACAAGUUAAAAAAAAUAACUUAUUCCUUUUUGCAUAUUUGUAUAGCCUCCCGAAAUUGGAAAUCGCCUUUUGCAUAUUCUUUCACUGUUUUGACUUUUUGAGACCUAUUAAUUUUUUUUUAUGUAGGGCAAUAAACUUAUGGUGUGCUAUUGACACA